UUCACUAAUGGGUAGGAGGGGAGGGGGAAUGCUUUUUAAACCAGAGUCGCAGCGCGGAUCGCUCAGUCUGUAUUGUUGAGGUCGCCGCUGAGCCAUGAGUCGAUUCUUCAUCCUUGUAUUGGUGGUUGCAGCUGCAGCGUCCGCUUAUGCAGAGAUAAGCUGUGAGCCUGGUUCCAUCUUCAAACAGGAUUGCAAUAAAUGUCGCUGUUCUGCAGAUGGACGUGGAGCAGCUUGCACCCGCAAAAUAUGUUUACCAUCUGUCAGGCAGAAGCGUGAUACUUGCACCCCUGGAACCAACUGGAAGCAAGACUGCAACAUAUGUUUCUGUACACCCACUGGUGCACCUGCAUGCACACGGAGAGCUUGCUUUAACAGACCAGCACAAGAAGCACUCUCAGCUCAGACCUGUGAACCUGGGUCAGUAUUCAAGAAAGAUUGCAACACUUGCAUAUGCUCUGCAGAUGGAAGAAGUGCUGCCUGCACAGAGAUUGGAUGUCCGCCUCAGAACAUCAGAAAACGAGAUGUUCAGAAAUGUGUACCUGGCACAACUUACAAGAGGGACUGCAACACCUGCCAAUGUUCUCCUGAUGGACAAUCUGAAGCCUGCACUCUCAUUCUAUGUGGAUUAAAUCAAAGAAAAUAUAUAUUCUGAAGAUUUCUGACAAUUAUAAAAUAAUACAAUGGCAAUACAAUCUGGAUUCUUGGUUUUUUAAACAUUGUCAGGGGAUGGACACGGUCCAAAAACCCAGCAACCCAGGUACACCUGUUUUCAUUCUGGACUACAGAAAUAACCACAUUGUUAUUAACAACAGUGCAUAUUGAAAGUGAAAAUUUCCAUAGUCUAUACCAGUUCAAUGUAAUGAUAUAAAAAUCUAACAAAACAGUAAAAUAGUCUUUAAUCUA
This is a messenger RNA of Zootermopsis nevadensis, 903 nucleotides long. The record is from RefSeq and is a predicted model, not a curated record. NCBI's taxonomy places the organism in Eukaryota, Metazoa, Arthropoda, Insecta, Blattodea, Termopsidae.